CCUCUUGUGUCUUUAAUCACAUCACAUAUCUCCUCUCAUCACAAUGGGCAGCGUCGCUAACCCCAAGACCGGAACUUUCCUGUUCACCUCCGAGUCCGUCGGAGAGGGUCACCCUGAUAAGAUUGCUGACCAGGUCUCCGAUGCCAUCCUCGAUGCCUGCCUUGCUGAGGACCCCCUCUCCAAGGUUGCCUGCGAGACUGCCACCAAGACUGGUAUGGUCAUGGUUUUCGGUGAAAUCACCACCCAGGCCAAACUCGACUACCAGAAGGUCAUCCGUGGUGCCAUUCAGGACAUCGGCUACGAUGACUCCGCCAAGGGUUUCGACUACAAGACUUGCAACGUCUUGGUUGCCAUUGAGCAGCAGUCUCCCGAUAUCGCCCAGGGUCUCCACUACGAGGAGGCUCUUGAGAAGCUCGGUGCCGGUGACCAGGGUAUCAUGUUCGGUUAUGCCACCGACGAGACCCCUGAGCUCCUCCCCCUCACCCUUCUCCUCUCCCACAGACUCAACAGCGCCAUGAAGGAGGCCCGCAACGACGGCUCCAUCCCCUGGCUCCGCCCCGACACCAAGACCCAGGUCACCAUCGAGUACGCCCACGACAACGGUGCCGUCAAGCCCCUCCGUGUGGACACCAUCGUCAUCUCUGCCCAGCACAGCGAGGACGUCACCACUGAGGAGCUCCGUGCUGUCCUCAAGGAGAAGAUCAUCAAGAAGGUCAUCCCCGCUGAGCUCCUCGAUGACCGCACCGUCUACCACCUUCAGCCCUCCGGCCGCUUCGUCAUCGGUGGUCCCCAGGGUGAUGCCGGUCUGACUGGUCGUAAGAUCAUCGUCGACACCUACGGUGGCUGGGGUGCCCACGGUGGUGGUGCCUUCUCCGGUAAGGACUACUCCAAGGUCGACCGCUCCGCUGCCUACGUUGCCCGUUGGAUCGCCAAGUCCCUCGUCAACGCUGGCCUUGCCCGCCGUGCCCUCGUCCAGCUCUCCUACGCCAUCGGUGUCGCUGAGCCCCUCUCCAUCUUCGUCGAGACCUACGGCACCUCUGAGAAGUCCUCUGACGAGCUCGUCGAGAUCAUCCGCAACAACUUCGAUCUCCGCCCCGGUGUCAUCGUCAAGGAGCUCGACCUGGCCAAGCCCAUCUACUUCCAGACCGCCAAGAACGGUCACUUCACCAACCAGUCCUUCUCCUGGGAGAAGCCUAAGGCUCUCAAGUACUAAGCGUGUCAAACGCUGUACCCGAGCACCUGCUUCUCUUGUGAGUAUGUUUGCGUUACGAAUGUGAUGAUUUUGCUUUGUUUUCAACAACUCAAAGCAUGAGCAUAGACAUGUCAAAAAAAGCAAUUGUUUCCUUUGGAUUGUUUGUCCACUUUUUGCAUGGUCGUCUCCACAAGAGGCGGGUUCGGCGAGGAUAAAUUCAACAUGAUACCACUUUUCAUAUAUUGGGAGGGUUGUUACACGGCGUUUUCGGGAGCGAAAGUCUUCAACACUGCCUCCUCCAGGGUCCCGGGGGACUCGAUGGGCCAGACCACGAGUGCCUUCGGAGUCGCGCGGUGCGUGGCUUCGGCGUGUGGUGUUGUCCGUCGGCUCCCUCGGUCUGGACUUUCGGAAGUUUCCGAUAGG
Messenger RNA from Aspergillus brunneoviolaceus CBS 621.78, 1615 nucleotides. Its product is annotated as S-adenosylmethionine synthetase. Gene Ontology annotation, cellular component: cytosol. The record is from RefSeq and is a predicted model, not a curated record. Lineage: Eukaryota; Fungi; Ascomycota; Eurotiomycetes; Eurotiales; Aspergillaceae. Gene Ontology annotation, molecular function: methionine adenosyltransferase activity; ATP binding. Gene Ontology annotation, biological process: S-adenosylmethionine biosynthetic process. The transcript is spliced from 4 exons. The coding region runs from base 44 to 1213 and encodes 389 amino acids.